Molecule: messenger RNA, 2053 nt
Organism: Arvicanthis niloticus (Nile rat)
Lineage: Eukaryota; Metazoa; Chordata; Mammalia; Rodentia; Muridae
Gene: Mrpl34
Product: mitochondrial ribosomal protein L34
Biological process (GO): translation
Cellular component (GO): mitochondrial large ribosomal subunit; ribosome
Molecular function (GO): structural constituent of ribosome
Source: RefSeq, a predicted model, not a curated record
GUCAUCGAGGGGCCCGGGGCCCAAGGCAGGACGCAGGGGUCCCGGGCGGAGAAGCCAGCGUCCACCUGCAGGUGCCGCUUACAUGGUGGUGCGGGGUCGGCCGCAUUAGCGCGGACAGGCGCGGGCCCAGACAGUCAACGCAGGGGCAUCCCACAGCCGCGCAGCAAACCGGCCUUGUAAGUCCCACCCAGCGUGGGCGGGGCCUGGAGCCGAUGGGCAGGCAUCUCGGCCUAUUGCCGCGGCGAGCCGACUGGCCUAGAUAACCGUCCAACCAGAGGCUGCUCUUCCCAGGAUCAGCGCGCGCUCUGCAAGCAGCAGCCCCGCCCCUGCGAAGAAUUUGGGGGGAAAUGGGGGAGGGAUGGGCUAGCGCCUGGGUCGAGAAGGGCUAGCAGUCGAGGGACAGCGAAUAGUUUGGGGGUGUGGGGGGAUGUUCUCUGUUUGGGACAGGGUCUCCUCAGCCAGCUUCCGCUUCCCGCAAGGCGGUAUGUCCUCUCUCUCUCUUGACCUUCCCGUUCUGCAGACUCCCAAAUCUUCCAAGUUCAGGUCGGGAAAAACAGACAAAACGUCAAGGCUGGCAUUUGAACCAGAGGCUGUGUAAGAAGUGUCGGAGCUGUGGAGCUAGCGAAUGGGAAUGGCAUCCCAGCAGUGGGGUCUCUGGCUAUACCAAGACUGAGCCCCAGGCUGACCCUCCCAUCCUGGCGUGCUGUUCGCUCAUGGGCUCAAGGUGCAGCCCAGACAAUUGCCGCCAGCCCUUCUACACACAGUAAGUAAGUACUCAACACGUCGCCUCAAUUAUUUGUAGGCACAACCGGGCGUUUUAGAGGGUGGAUAAGGACCAGGAAUUUCAGAGAUGCUGGUGUGCACGGCUUCCUGUGGCUGCUGGCACGGUUGGACAUCUUCCUUUGAACAGUGGAGAACCAUGGAGGGUGUGUGAACAGGAGUCCAGAUCUGAGCUGCGGGAAGAAAAUUCCUCCAGGCCAGCCUGAGGGAUUAAACCAACCAGGGUAAAUUCACAACGCAUGAGUUUUCCAGAUUACGGAGAGCUGGGACUCAAGGACAACCGGGCUGUGCGCCAGAAGUCUUGGCUGCGGGCGCCGAGAAGCUGCCAGCCCGCUGCGUGCCAGCUGCCUGUCUUCAAUGACAGUGGCUGAAAAGGCCAGCAGCUAGUUCCCUGGACUGCUGCCAGAGUUGUCACCACCACUCUUGGGCGCCCUCUAUCAGUGGCCGAGGCAAAGAACUACAACUCCUAGAAGAUCAGGGGGACUGGAUGUCAUACACACUCGCAGGAGUCUACACUCGCUCGCCCUCUCCUGGUCAUUUUGGAGAGCUAAGCGCCACUGAGAACAGACAUUCCCCUGCUUAUCAUCACGCACUGGCGUAGAACUACAGCUCCCGGAGUGACCCGCGGCAACACGUGGAACUACAUUUCCCAGAAGGCAUUGUCAAGAAGCCCAGCGUGUAGGAACUGGCGUCGACCCAGUGACCUGCCACUGGACAUGGCUUUCCUAGCGCGGUGCUUUGGGUGCCAGCCCUGCAGAUCGGUGGCCUUUUUGAGUGGCAGGUAUCUCCAGUCCAGGAUGGGACUCCCGGACGCCUGGCCCCUCCUCUCUCUGCAGCAGGCCCGAGGCCGCGCGCGCGGAAACGAGUAUCAACCGAGCAACAUCAAGCGCAAGCACAAGCACGGCUGGGUCCGCCGGCUGAGCACGCCUGCCGGCGUGCAGGUCAUCCUCCGCCGCAUGCUGAAGGGCCGCAAGUCCCUGAGUCACUGAGGCGCGACGCCGCGGGGAAUAGACUAAGACGCCCGCCCGGAGUGUUGCCUGAGGGCGAGAAGUUGGGGCAAGCUGAAAGUGGGGGUCUGUCCCUUCGUAAGUCUCUAGACGUAUCCCCCGUCAACGACUGCUCACCGACCACCAGCACCUGCGAUAUCCGUUUCUGUGAAUAUAUUUGAAGGCAUCUUUGCAAGACAGGCUCAUUAAAACACCGACACCACCCCUACGUUUCCAGCCAUUUCAAAGUAUUACCGACUUGCUAAUAAAUAUUCACGUUUCUUGGA